This is a messenger RNA of Boeremia exigua, 1457 nucleotides long. RefSeq names its product transcription initiation factor IIF. The record is from RefSeq and is a predicted model, not a curated record. Gene Ontology annotation, cellular component: transcription factor TFIIF complex. Gene Ontology annotation, biological process: transcription by RNA polymerase II; transcription initiation at RNA polymerase II promoter. The transcript has a single exon. The coding region runs from base 216 to 1238 and encodes 340 amino acids. NCBI's taxonomy places the organism in Eukaryota, Fungi, Ascomycota, Dothideomycetes, Pleosporales, Didymellaceae.
CACCUACAUCCUUAUUCCUCAAAAACAAUUUCGUCGAAACCACACCAACUCGUCCACUCACUACGAAAAUUCUGCCAGAAAACAUUGCGCCACAUCAUACUCAUACCAGCCACAUCAUACUCACACCCGCUGUUACAGACAGACUCAACGACGCAUCCCAAAGUCGCGCAAUAGGCUCCAGCCAGUUACCAACCUUACACUCUCCUUUCACAAAAAUGAACGGUAUCAAGCAAGAAGCGGAGGCGGGCACGCCAGUGCAGUACAUGGACGACGAGUUCUUCGAGGAUACCGGGGAGAUGACGAUGCCCGAGCCAGACACCAAGAGCGACGUCUGGUUAACGCGCAUCGAGAAGUGGUUGUACGAUGCUGUCUCCAACUGGGAUGAUCUCGCAGAAGGCAACGACGACGACCAGAUCCAAAUUGGCGAAAUACUCGCCUUCAACACAACCACAGGCAUCGACAAGAGCAAGCCCAUGCGGAUGUUCUUCAACGACCGAUGGCGCGCCAAGGCGAAAUUGCCCACUGCAUAUGAAGUGCGGCCACAAGAGUGCUCAGAUACCGUACUCGGGAACACAUAUGUCUUCACCGAGAAGGACCUCCCAGGCUACAAGCCCAAUGGGUUUGGCCAGGGUUACCGAGGCGGUCCGGGAAGCUAUGGCAUGCAAAACCCCAAAGCCGGCAUACAGAAGCGCGGCAAGUACAGAAAGGCAAUCCCUAAGCAGACAGCCUUGAUCGGCCAUGCAACACGCCAGUACCAGGCCAUCCCUCUGCCCACGAAAGAGUAUAAGGACUUUGAGCAGCAGCGUCUUAAGCAGGCCAUCCAAGGCUCGCACAUGGAGACUGUCAUCAUCAAGGAUCCCGGCGUUGUCAACUACAACAGCGUCCAGAGCAAAUUCACCUCAUUCAUCAAACCCACCACCAAAGCAAAGGCACAGCAGAACAAGGCGGCUCGUAUCUCUCACCGCGAGUUGCUGGACAUGCUGCACAGCCUGUUCGACGAGUACGAGUACUGGUCCAUGAAGGCGCUCAAGACACGCACAAGGCAGCCCGAGCAGUUCCUCAAAGAGGUGCUCCCGGAGCUGGCUCACUUGGUCAAAUCGGGCUCCUUCGCGAGCCACUGGCAGCGCCAGCAGCACUUCAACGUCGGCCGCACGCUCAGCAACCAGCAGUCAGCGCUGGCUCCGGACGUCGGCGGCGACGAAUCGGAAGACGACGAGAUGGAAGACGUGAUGGUUUAGAAGCCGCAGCGGUUCUGGAUGACGUUUUCAUUGUUCUGUCCGCCGCAGAGGCCCAGACUGCUGUGCUGUGUGUAAUGGAGGUUUCUCGCGUUUUCUUCAGCGGUGUUUCUGUACAUGGUUUCUGUACACGGUUUCUGUACAUGCAUAGAGGCGUUUAGUAGUCUUGCGUAUACCCCCAAUAAUACCAGAUCAAUCCCAUAUCAAGCAAAGAGAUUCAGA